AUGCCAUUUUUUAGCUAUUUCAAAUCGAAAUUUCAAUGCUGUGCGGAAGAAGUCGGGCAGCGCCAUGAAGUCAACAUCGGUCGCCCGGAUUUGGAACAUCCUGUGACAAAUUCACUGCGCACCACCAAAUACAACAUGAUGACCUUCUUGCCCAAGUUUCUCUUCUCCAAGUUGACCGAGCCGUCAAACGCUUUCUUCCUGAUGUUGACUUUUUUGCAGUGCUUCCCUAUCUCGCCAUUCUCUUGGCAUUCGUCUGGGGCGCCGUUGAUCAGCAUCUUGGUUGUCAACGCGUUCACCGAGUUGUACGAGGACUUGUUACGGGAAGGCGACAUCGUACGGAUUGGGCGUGAAGAAAAUGUACCGGCUGAUUUGCUCCUGCUAAGCUCCUCUGAACCUGGCGGUGUCCUUUAUAUCGAGACAGCAAACUUGGAUGGUGAAUCAAAUCUCAAGAUCCGUCAAGCCCCUAUGUACACCAACGACAUCAAUUCGGCUGAAAAGCUACGGGCGUUCAUCAAAUCCGAAUCGCUGGUGAUAUGUGACCGACCAUCACGCUCAUUGGACUAUUUCCAAGGAGUGCUCCGUCUCAAUCAUGGCCUACUUCGUGUUCACAAUCAGGGCAGCGAAAUAUCCGCGUUCAGAAAGAUUGCCAGUGAUAUCUCCGAGGUGCCACUUACUCUGUCAAAUCUGGUAUUCCGCGGCGCGAAGGUCCGCCAAACAGACUGGAUGGUGGGUGUCGUCAUCUACGCCGGACGCAACACGAAACUUGCCCUGAAUUCGGUCCGGAAGAGCACUAAAGUAUCUCGCCUUCACAAACUCGCAAACUGGCUGGUCGUCACGCAAAUCGGAUGGCUUCUCGUGAUCUGUGCCAUUCUGACGCUGUGGGCUCAGGCUCAGUCGAAGGAUUGGCUGCGCGAGAUGCUUGCGGAAAAAGCCGAUGUUUCGAUCUUCGAGACGUUCCUCGGCGAGCUGAUUCUCUACGCGAAUCUCGUUCCAAUUUCCCUCUACGUGACCGUUGAAGGAUGUCUGAUGUGUCAAGCCUACUACCUUCAGCAGGACAUUCUAUUAUACGACGAGGGCAAGGAUCAGAAAGCAGAGGUCAAGUCAUUCGGCAUGAUCCCGAAUUUGGGGGCCAUCAAAUAUGUGAUGUCGGAUAAGACCGGAACCCUUACUACCAACAUGAUGCGCUUCAAAUUCUGCUCGAUCGGAGGUCAGAAAUAUGGCAAGCGUGUUUCCGGAUCGGACGAGUUUUACACGGACAAGUUGUUGGCCGAUUUGAGGACAAACAGAAAGGAAAACGCUGGCGAUAUUGAUCUGUUCAUGACAGCUUGCGCAGUCUGUCAUACAGUGGUGGUUGAGCGAGAAAAAAGGGCAGAAUUCGUGGAAGAGGGCGAGACGCCGCUUUCGCGAGAUGCGACCCCGAUGAAGAGCCAUAGGAGCCAAGGGUCGGCGGAGUCUUCUGCUCGAGAAAGCCCUCUCCGAUCGACAACCGUGCACAAAAGUAGCGAACCCACUUACCAUGCUUGUUCCCCCGACGAAGCUGCUAUUGUGCGAUUUGCCCGCGCCGGCAAAUACUGCUUCACCGGCCGUACUCCCAACGCCAUAACCGUCGAAGUGAACGGCGAACCAAAAAUCUACACAUUGUUGGCCGUGCUCGAAUUCUCGUCGACCAGAAAACGAAUGGCUGUGAUUGUCCAGACCCCGGAGGGUACCAUACGGCUUUUUGUGAAGGGCGCGGAUAUCAAAAUCCUGUCCAUGCUCUCAUCCGACAGCAACCAAAAGACACGCCAUGCUACACAAAGCCAUCUCAAGGAAUUUGCCAACCUUGGUUACCGCACGCUUUGCUAUGGCUACCGCGAUCUGACUGAGCGGGAAUACUCCGGCUGGUCCCAACUCUGGCAAAGCGCAAAUUGUGAUCUCAACGACAGGCAAGCCCAGAUGGAUCAGGUUGCUGAAUUGAUCGAACGGGAUAUCACUCUCCUUGGCGCAUCGGCAAUCGAGGAUAAGCUGCAAGACCGCGUGCCGCAGACCAUUGCCCGCAUGCUCCAAGCUGACAUCAGAGUGUGGGUACUGACCGGAGACAAGUUGGAGACGGCCCUCAACAUCGGAUACUCGUGCUCACUGGUGACCCCGCAAACCCCAACCCUGAUCUUGGCCUGCAACACCGAAGAAGAGACGGCGGCCCAUUUGGACAAAUAUGUGGACAGACUGGGCUCCCGGUGCCUCGAACAUCGUGACAAUCAGAUGGCGCUCAUUGUCGAUGCACACUGUCUGGAUUGGGUGCUUGGCUCUCGGAUCAUGCGCAUGGACUUCCUCCGUUUGGCUCUCUGUUGUUCGGCCGUCAUUUGCUGUCGUUGUACACCCUUGCAAAAGGCGGCGGUCACCAGGCUGGUCCGCGGUAACGUCGAUGGGCUCGUCCUUGCUAUUGGCGACGGUGCUAAUGAUGUGGCGAUGAUUCAGGAGGCCGAUGUUGGCGUCGGAAUAUCCGGGUUUGAAGGUGGUCAAGCGAGUGCGGCUGCGGACUUUAGCCUCACCCAGUUCCGUCAUUUGGAUCGGCUGCUUUUUGUCCAUGGCGCCUCCUGCUUCCAUCGCAUCACCAAGAUUGUCCUCUAUACGCUCUACAAGAAUCUCGUGGAAGUUUGCAUGAAUGUGACCUAUGCCUUCUACAAUGGCCACUCGGACAGUGGGAUGGCCGAUGAGUACACGAUGGUCCGCUAUAAUUUGUUCUACACAAGCAUUACUGUUGGCUGCUUCGGUGUGCACGACAAUCCAGCCCCUCUGCACGUGAUGGCAAAAUAUCCACGCCUAUAUCCGCUCUUCCAGAACAAUAUCUCCAUCCGCUCGCAUAUGAUGUGGUCUGCGAACGCAAUCGCCCACGCGUUCUUGAUCUUCCACUCGGUGCUCUAUUGGUGGAAAUAUGGCACAUCUGCCUUCACGCAUGGGCGAGACGGUUGGACCCAGAUGGUCGGCACCUUCAUGUAUCUGUGUCUGGUGGUGAUCGUCAACUUCAAGGCGUUGAUAGAAAGCCGCUCGAUUUCGGUGAUAUCGGCAAUCGGCUUCUUCGGUUCUCUACUCGCCUAUUUGGUGUUGCUGCUCUCGGACUCCUACGUGUUCCCCCAUUUCUCUGCACCGGUUCUUGCCCCGAACAGAGCCUCUUACCUCGGAUUAAUCUACUCGUUGCCGUCGCCAUCCACGGCCUUUUUCAUACCGCUGAUGUGCGCCGUCUGUCUGGUACCAGAUAUUAUUGUUAAGAGCAUCGAGAGAACGAUGGAUCCAUCCCUUCUUCAGCGUGUCGUCCAGUCGCUAAAAACAAAGGACAAUGUUUUGGAUUUGAUUCUGCGGCAGCCUCUGGUCAAAGUCGUCGGUGCCGUCGGUUUGAAGGCACAGCUCGAAGGCGGAAAAUUGGGUUACAUGUUCGCUCAAGACGAUGGUCGUGUGAUUACGCAGGCUGAUCUGUUGAGGAUGUAUGGGGCCGCUGACUGUCAUCCGGAGGCUAAGACGCCUGUGGCCCAAACCCCACAAACUAUCCGAUCGAUCGAGGCAAAGACCGGCGACGCGGAAGACCGAGACAAAAAGAAGGCCGCGCCUUCCAAUAAUACAUCAAGUGGCUCGUCCGAGAAAAGCAAUGCCGCCGCUCCAAAGAAAAAUAUGGGAUAUCCGCGUCGACUUCCUGCUGAUUUUUUGACGGCCGAACCUAUCGAGGACAACGCGAAGCAAGAGGAGCCUAACCCUCCCGACCCGCCGCCAUCAGCCGAAAUGAUCUUCAACCACAUCCAA
This is a messenger RNA of Mesorhabditis spiculigera, 3774 nucleotides long. The record is from the annotation of a GenBank genome assembly. NCBI's taxonomy places the organism in Eukaryota, Metazoa, Nematoda, Chromadorea, Rhabditida, Rhabditidae.